UGGGCUCGGUAACCACUGUGGGUCAAGCCGUGGACAGGCUCGGGUUCGUUGCAGGAGCAAGUCCCUGAUCCUGCAGAGCCUCUACACAUGUUUGUUUCUGGUCGCCGAUGCCGAUGACUUGCCAUGCUUCGGUGUCGCUGGCGUUGCUCUGGCUACGCGCCAGUCUGACCGAUGCGCUCUUCAUGAGGGUGCCAAUCGAAUCGCCGAAUCAGGCUGAGCACGAUCGUCCUCAUCGCAGAAGCAUGUACAAGAGGGUGGCCGACCUCCAGGCAGGCGAUAUCGAACUGCACAAGGAGGCAUACAGGAGGAUCGGUCAGCUGUUGGACCUUGCUACGAGCAUGCCGCAUUCGAAGCACAUCCUGCACUUUGUGAUGUCGCACCCUGAAGCUCCGGUGCUGCCCCCAGGCGGGUGCAUGUACCUCCCCAGCGACACUGCCUGGGCAUCUUUCUAUGAGCAUUUGGAACACCCGUUCCCCGCUCUUUUCGUUGAGAUGGUUGCUAAUUCAUAUUAUCCCAGCUGCAACGACACAUCACUCUCUGGCCUGAAGCUCCCAUCCUCUUGCGGCGCCGAAGCUAUGCGGGGCUCCAGGGGCUGUUUCAAGGUGACCAGUCUCGGCAGUGCGGCUGGCAUUGAGGUCUUCGAGACAGCUGGCCACGUCGGGUUGCCAGACAAGUGGUCCUACCACAUCGAGCACGCGACAGCGCCCAGAAGCAGGGUUCCCCAAACAGGCGCGGUCAGCAAGUGCGGCAUGUCAGGCGAACUCCCCCAGGUGCCCCAGGCUGCCAGGCUGGUGAUACCAACGAGGUACGUGGUGUGCCGGAUGUCAGACGAUGACGACAGCGUCACCGAGCAGCACGUGAGGGAGCAGAACAGGUGGGCCAACGAGGCCUUGAGCGGACUCUCGCCUUGGGCGCGCACGGACUUUGACGGCGACGAGCGCCCAGCUUCCGCGGACAUGCAGAUCAGCUUCGAGCUCUCGGAUAUUUCCAUCGUGACCGACAGCCAAUGUGCCAAGCAUGGAUUCACGAAGCCGUGGCUGCUGCACAAGUACAAUCAGAAUGCGUCGCAGCACUUCACAUUUGUCAUCAUCGCGAACGACCAAUCUGGCGUCAUGGGCCAGUCGUUGCUCCCGCACCAGCUGUCUGAGGAAGACAGUCCGGAGCAUAUGGUCGUGGUGAGCACCGAGGGAUUCCGGGGCCACGCCGGCAGGAACCGCGGAGACAUGCGGUACGACGAGGGGGACGCCCUGGUGCACGAGGCUGGGCACGGGCUUGGCUUGUACCACACCUUCGAGGGGAGCUGCGCGAACCGGGGCGCCAACGGCGGACGAGGCGAUUUCAUCGAGGACACGAGCGACGAGGCGAUGCCGCACUACGAGUGCGCUCUGACACGGUCCUGCGGCAAGGCCGACCCGGUCCACAAUUUCAUGGCCUAUUCGCCAGACUCUUGCAAGGUGGGCUUCACGGAGGGGCAGAAGCGCCGCGCGUGGUGCGAGCUGGAGCACCAUCGGGCCGCCCUCUAUCAGAGGUCGCUGAGGAAGUAGGCGAGCGGAAAGGUCUCGCCGAAGCAGCAGCAGCCCCUGGUUCCAACGACGGGGGCCGUAUCCUGGCCUCCAGAGGCGGGCGUCUCGCGAGACGGGCCCUGGCUGUGGACGCCACAGCGGUGGCACCCUGGCCGGGAGGGCGCGAUCACGGCCCGAUGAGCCAACAGAUGAGCGACGCAGAAAAACGGGGUCGUCUGCGCCGACAUCGGCGCGCAAGCUGCCCGCGUAAGGUUGCGCGUCAGCGCCUUGGUCUCCUCUGUGGCGUGCCGCGCGGGCGGCCUGCGCAAGCCAUCGCGUAAGGUCGCUGCGCCAUCUCCCCGCUGUGCGCUUGGGGCGACACUGCAGGGCCACUGCAGGGGACUCUUGAGCUGGAGACGGCUGGGGGUCUGAGGUGGCCCAGCACUGGUUCCGGCCAGCAGGAAGGGCGUGCGAGGUCCGG
Molecule: messenger RNA, 1983 nt
Organism: Prorocentrum cordatum
Lineage: Eukaryota; Dinophyceae; Prorocentrales; Prorocentraceae
Source: the annotation of a GenBank genome assembly